Messenger RNA from Homo sapiens (human), 7037 nucleotides. It is a transcript of the gene SEMA3D, whose product is annotated as semaphorin 3D. Lineage: Eukaryota; Metazoa; Chordata; Mammalia; Primates; Hominidae. Gene Ontology annotation, cellular component: extracellular region. The transcript has 21 exons. Gene Ontology annotation, molecular function: semaphorin receptor binding. The record is from RefSeq and is marked reviewed. Gene Ontology annotation, biological process: forebrain development. Bases 817 to 3150 code for a protein of 777 amino acids.
UCGGAAAAGCGCAGUAUUCGGGUGGGAGUGACCCGAUUCUCCAGGUGCGUCCUUCACCCCUUUCUUUGACUAGGAAAGGGAACUCCCUGACCCCUUGUGCUUCCCAAGUGAGGCAAUGCCUCGCCCUGCUUUGGCUCGUGCACGGUGCGUGCACCCGCUGACCUGGGCCCACUCUCUGGCACUUCCUAGUGAGAUGAACCCGGUACCUCAGAUGGAAAUGCAGAAAUCACCCGUCUUCUGCGUCGCUCACGCUGGGAGCUGUAGACUGGAGCUGUUCCUAUUCGGCCAUCUUGGCUCCUCCCUCAGUUCCAUUAACAAAUGAUGUGAUGCAGUCUAUGUUGCAAGUUGGACUACCAUUUAUCCAAGACGACGAAUUGUGCUCUGGAAUGCAGAAUACAGCACUGGGAGUUGGCCUCAGGACUUCAAGAUUUGCUGCAGGCAUUCAGAAGAGUUAUUUAAAUUCUCUGGACUUCAGUUUUCUCACCUACAAAUACAAACAAAGGGAUACUGAUUUCACUGUGGCUAAGCAGCUGCUUAUGACCUUGAACAAAGCAGAAGUGUUGGAAUGCCUUCCUGCUGUCUGUAUGGACCUGCUCUUGCCAGUUACUGCACAAAGAAAUAGUUUAAUUCCACUUGGAAUACAGGUCUUUACACUUGGACUAGAACUGUAACAUCUGCUGUCCUGGUUGCCAGGCUUUUGAACAUACACUGUUGGUUCUCCUGGAUCUUCACCUUACCAACUGCAGAUCUUGGGACUCAUCAGCCUCAAUAAUUAUAUUAAAUUAACACCAUUUGAAAGAGAACAUUGUUUUCAUCAUGAAUGCUAAUAAAGAUGAAAGACUUAAAGCCAGAAGCCAAGAUUUUCACCUUUUUCCUGCUUUGAUGAUGCUAAGCAUGACCAUGUUGUUUCUUCCAGUCACUGGCACUUUGAAGCAAAAUAUUCCAAGACUCAAGCUAACCUACAAAGACUUGCUGCUUUCAAAUAGCUGUAUUCCCUUUUUGGGUUCAUCAGAAGGACUGGAUUUUCAAACUCUUCUCUUAGAUGAGGAAAGAGGCAGGCUGCUCUUGGGAGCCAAAGACCACAUCUUUCUACUCAGUCUGGUUGACUUAAACAAAAAUUUUAAGAAGAUUUAUUGGCCUGCUGCAAAGGAACGGGUGGAAUUAUGUAAAUUAGCUGGGAAAGAUGCCAAUACAGAAUGUGCAAAUUUCAUCAGAGUACUUCAGCCCUAUAACAAAACUCACAUAUAUGUGUGUGGAACUGGAGCAUUUCAUCCAAUAUGUGGGUAUAUUGAUCUUGGAGUCUACAAGGAGGAUAUUAUAUUCAAACUAGACACACAUAAUUUGGAGUCUGGCAGACUGAAAUGUCCUUUCGAUCCUCAGCAGCCUUUUGCUUCAGUAAUGACAGAUGAGUACCUCUACUCUGGAACAGCUUCUGAUUUCCUUGGCAAAGAUACUGCAUUCACUCGAUCCCUUGGGCCUACUCAUGACCACCACUACAUCAGAACUGACAUUUCAGAGCACUACUGGCUCAAUGGAGCAAAAUUUAUUGGAACUUUCUUCAUACCAGACACCUACAAUCCAGAUGAUGAUAAAAUAUAUUUCUUCUUUCGUGAAUCAUCUCAAGAAGGCAGUACCUCCGAUAAAACCAUCCUUUCUCGAGUUGGAAGAGUUUGUAAGAAUGAUGUAGGAGGACAACGCAGCCUGAUAAACAAGUGGACGACUUUUCUUAAGGCCAGACUGAUUUGCUCAAUUCCUGGAAGUGAUGGGGCAGAUACUUACUUUGAUGAGCUUCAAGAUAUUUAUUUACUCCCCACAAGAGAUGAAAGAAAUCCUGUAGUAUAUGGAGUCUUUACUACAACCAGCUCCAUCUUCAAAGGCUCUGCUGUUUGUGUGUAUAGCAUGGCUGACAUCAGAGCAGUUUUUAAUGGUCCAUAUGCUCAUAAGGAAAGUGCAGACCAUCGUUGGGUGCAGUAUGAUGGGAGAAUUCCUUAUCCACGGCCUGGUACAUGUCCAAGCAAAACCUAUGACCCACUGAUUAAGUCCACCCGAGAUUUUCCAGAUGAUGUCAUCAGUUUCAUAAAGCGGCACUCUGUGAUGUAUAAGUCCGUAUACCCAGUUGCAGGAGGACCAACGUUCAAGAGAAUCAAUGUGGAUUACAGACUGACACAGAUAGUGGUGGAUCAUGUCAUUGCAGAAGAUGGCCAGUACGAUGUAAUGUUUCUUGGAACAGACAUUGGAACUGUCCUCAAAGUUGUCAGCAUUUCAAAGGAAAAGUGGAAUAUGGAAGAGGUAGUGCUGGAGGAGUUGCAGAUAUUCAAGCACUCAUCAAUCAUCUUGAACAUGGAAUUGUCUCUGAAGCAGCAACAAUUGUACAUUGGUUCCCGAGAUGGAUUGGUUCAGCUCUCCUUGCACAGAUGCGACACUUAUGGGAAAGCUUGCGCAGACUGUUGUCUUGCCAGAGACCCCUACUGUGCCUGGGAUGGAAAUGCAUGCUCUCGAUAUGCUCCUACUUCUAAAAGGAGAGCUAGACGCCAAGAUGUAAAAUAUGGCGACCCAAUCACCCAGUGCUGGGACAUCGAAGACAGCAUUAGUCAUGAAACUGCUGAUGAAAAGGUGAUUUUUGGCAUUGAAUUUAACUCAACCUUUCUGGAAUGUAUACCUAAAUCCCAACAAGCAACUAUUAAAUGGUAUAUCCAGAGGUCAGGGGAUGAGCAUCGAGAGGAGUUGAAGCCCGAUGAAAGAAUCAUCAAAACGGAAUAUGGGCUACUGAUUCGAAGUUUGCAGAAGAAGGAUUCUGGGAUGUAUUACUGCAAAGCCCAGGAGCACACUUUCAUCCACACCAUAGUGAAGCUGACUUUGAAUGUCAUUGAGAAUGAACAGAUGGAAAAUACCCAGAGGGCAGAGCAUGAGGAGGGGAAGGUCAAGGAUCUAUUGGCUGAGUCACGGUUGAGAUACAAAGACUACAUCCAAAUCCUUAGCAGCCCAAACUUCAGCCUCGACCAGUACUGCGAACAGAUGUGGCACAGGGAGAAGCGGAGACAGAGAAACAAGGGGGGCCCAAAGUGGAAGCACAUGCAGGAAAUGAAGAAGAAACGAAAUCGAAGACAUCACAGAGACCUGGAUGAGCUCCCUAGAGCUGUAGCCACGUAGUUUUCUACUUAAUUUAAAGAAAAGAAUUCCUUACCUAUAAAAACAUUGCCUUCUGUUUUGUAUAUCCCUUAUAGUAAUUCAUAAAUGCUUCCCAUGGAGUUUUGCUAAGGCACAAGACAAUAAUCUGAAUAAGACAAUAUGUGAUGAAUAUAAGAAAGGGCAAAAAAUUCAUUUGAACCAGUUUUCCAAGAACAAAUCUUGCACAAGCAAAGUAUAAGAAUUAUCCUAAAAAUAGGGGGUUUACAGUUGUAAAUGUUUUAUGUUUUGAGUUUUGGAAUUUAUUGUCAUGUAAAUAGUUGAGCUAAGCAAGCCCCGAAUUUGAUAGUGUAUAAGGUGCUUUAUUCCCUCGAAUGUCCAUUAAGCAUGGAAUUUACCAUGCAGUUGUGCUAUGUUCUUAUGAACAGAUAUAUCAUUCCUAUUGAGAACCAGCUACCUUGUGGUAGGGAAUAAGAGGUCAGACACAAAUUAAGACAACUCCCAUUAUCAACAGGAACUUUCUCAGUGAGCCAUUCACUCCUGGAGAAUGGUAUAGGAAUUUGGAGAGGUGCAUUAUUUCUUUCUGGCCACUGGGGUUAAAUUUAGUGUACUACAACAUUGAUUUACUGAAGGGCACUAAUGUUUCCCCCAGGAUUUCUAUUGACUAGUCAGGAGUAACAGGUUCACAGAGAGAAGUUGGUGCUUAGUUAUGUGUUUUUUAGAGUAUAUACUAAGCUCUACAGGGACAGAAUGCUUAAUAAAUACUUUAAUAAGAUAUGGGAAAAUAUUUUAAUAAAACAAGGAAAACAUAAUGAUGUAUAAUGCAUCCUGAUGGGAAGGCAUGCAGAUGGGAUUUGUUAGAAGACAGAAGGAAAGACAGCCAUAAAUUCUGGCUUUGGGGAAAACUCAUAUCCCCAUGAAAAGGAAGAACAAUCACAAAUAAAGUGAGAGUAAUGUAAUGGAGCUCUUUUCACUAGGGUAUAAGUAGCUGCCAAUUUGUAAUUCAUCUGUUAAAAAAAAUCUAGAUUAUAACAAACUGCUAGCAAAAUCUGAGGAAACAUAAAUUCUUCUGAAGAAUCAUAGGAAGAGUAGACAUUUUAUUUAUAACCAAUGAUAUUUCAGUAUAUAUUUUCUCUCUUUUAAAAAAUAUUUAUCAUACUCUGUAUAUUAUUUCUUUUUACUGCCUUUAUUCUCUCCUGUAUAUUGGAUUUUGUGAUUAUAUUUGAGUGAAUAGGAGAAAACAAUAUAUAACACACAGAGAAUUAAGAAAAUGACAUUUCUGGGGAGUGGGGAUAUAUAUUUGUUGAAUAACAGAACGAGUGUAAAAUUUUAACAACGGAAAGGGUUAAAUUAACUCUUUGACAUCUUCACUCAACCUUUUCUCAUUGCUGAGUUAAUCUGUUGUAAUUGUAGUAUUGUUUUUGUAAUUUAACAAUAAAUAAGCCUGCUACAUGUAAAAAGAACCAAACUCACAAUAUUAACAUAAACAUCUUUCAUAUUUUGUUAGUACUUUCAAAUGUUUUCAAUUUGACUUUCCCUCUGAAUAUGCAUGGUGUGUUUCCUGUCUGUUUAAGCAGAACUCACCUUUCCUUCUUGUAACACAGAACCCUUAGCCUUCUUCUGUUUUGCCUUUUCACGCCCUUUAUAGUGUGAAAUGAAAAAUUAGUCACUUCCUCACAUGGAAGGCAGCUUUUCAGAAAAUAACAGACAUUGCUCGUUUCUCAUGCAUUCUACAUAUCUUGAAAGAAAAGUCUGUGAGAAAACCCUGUGAUUAGAGGGCAACUUAAUGCAAGAUCUGUGGCUCUAUGUUGAGAGCAUUCUCUCUCUGUUAUUUUUAUUUUAUUUGCAUUGCUUACCUAUCUCAAAGUAGUCAAACUGAUAUAUGAGAUUGAGUACUCCCUUUUGAUAUUAUACUGAUGAAUAUUUGUAGGUGUUUCACUAUAAGGAACAGCUAAGGAAUAAUUUUAAUAAAAGUGAACCAGAACAAAUCACUCAUUUAAAAAGUAAUUCAGAAGAACAGUGUGGCAUGAUCAGACUUCUAAUUGAAUAGCGUAACAACAGUGUUUGUAAUUAUAGAUUUGCUUGGACAAAAUAUUCCAGGAACUCAUAGCGAGCUCAAAGCAAUUAAGUGGGAACAUUUUUAAUUUAAAAAAAAUUUCCAAAUAUUUGUGGGUCCGACAGUAAUGAUCAAAAUAUGAAUGACUUUGGAAAAUUUACAUGAAGCUCAAGUGUUAGGAUUGACUUAUGAAAAUAAAUUUUAUUUCUAUCCAAAUUUGAAUGUCCAAACCAUUUUUUAGUUACUUCUUUCUAAUCCUAGUUAUUCAGACAAAAUUUGGAAACUUAUUUUAUGACCACAUCUAAUAUUCUGGCUGCUUUGGAUACAAUACUCUUGAUUUAUGAUAAUUAGUUAAAAUAUAUUAAAAAUAUUAUUAGUAAAAUAAAAUUUCACACAAUAAAAAACAACAUAGAGUACACAUAUUUAUAUGUAUUUUUAAAGAUAAAGAAUAUCUAAAAUGUGUUUUUUUCUUAGCUUUUUAGUUGUCUAGAACAUUUAGAGAAAGAGUAUGAAUAUAUUAAAUCCACAAACACACUAUAUACUUCCUCACCACUGACUAUUUUAUCAAAUUUGCCUUAAAAUAAUGAAAAAGAAAAGUAUAGUUAAUGGUUUCAAAUAUGCUAAGAAAUUGACUCUGCGGAGGGGAUCUUAAAAUGCCUGUUUACUCAUGUUUUCGUAUUUUUCUUGUCUCUAAUACUUUUGUCUUUGUCUGCCUUGUGUGUUCUUUUCUGAAUUUCAUUUCAGCAAUUUAUGCUGCUAAAUAGAAUCCCGCAUGUCUGCAUUCAUUUACAUUCAACUUAUUGUAAAUUUUGAGAUUUUAUUUAGAAAUGAAUUGUCUAAUUAAUUUAUGUAGAGUCCUUUUUUCCAAAGAGCUCAAAACACUACAUCCACAUUAUUGACUUUUGGAAACCAACCAAAUUACUUAAGAAAUGGAAAAGUAGUCACAGAGAAAUUUAGUAAUUUGCAAAAGCCACAACAGUAGUGGAAGAAUUAAAAUUCAUAAAGUCUCAUCAUUCUGUUGGCUAAAAUAAUGCUCUUUACAAUAUGCUGGCUACAAAAUGGUCUUACUCUUGAAUUUUGCUUUUGGUUCAUAUUUUGGUUCUUCAUAUUCUAGUAUGUUUUGUUCCUGCUGAAUUUUACAGACUCAGCUAAACAAUAAGUUAUUAGUAGUCACUUGUUUUCAUUAUCAUAAUUGAAUUUCCAAGAACAACUUGAUAUCAUUCAGCUGUCCAAAAAAUAAUAAGAGCAUUCAUUAAAUACUGAUUUUCUUAAACUUAAAUGUUGUAUUUCAUAUUUAUUUAUAUAAUACAAAUGGAAAUCAAAACUGAAAUAGCCUCCCUUUAGAAUGUCACAUUUUUCUUAGAAAACAUUUUGGAAUUGGUUAACCUUAUUGGGAAUGGAUAAUUUAGAAACAAACCAAAAAAAAAAAAAGAUAUUUGAAGUGUUUUUAUAGGAGAUGUAUUUUUAUCAUAGUAAAUGAUCACAAUUUUAAAUAAUUCAUCUUACAAGUCAGGUAAAAUAAAAUCGAUUCCCAGAUUCCAUACAUUAGGAGUGCAAAGACAGGAUCAUACACAUGACUUAUACCUCUCAUUUAAAUAUUUUAUAGUAUAAAGUAUUUAUGGAAAGGGUUUGAGAUAGAUGAUUUUUGGGAAAGGGCAAAAUGUGUCAGAUGCCCUAGUUAAUCAUGUAAUUUAAUUCUGGUAUUGUGAGUGGUUAGCAAUCAAUUUUGAAUUUAUAAUUCUGCUAUUUUAAAAGAAAUGUAGUCUUGUAGUAUGAAAUAAUUAAAAAUUGUUAAAUGUAUAUUUUGGUUGUAUUAUAAUAAAAUGCAAACAUGACUGUUCUAUGAUUAUAAAAA